AUGGCCGCCCGCAACUCAUCCGCGUUCGCCUCCGACCCGGUCCACCAGGCUGCCAUGGCCGUCCCCAAGUCGCCCGUGCUAGCCGCCGACCCGCUCCACCAGGCCGCCGAGUCGGAGGGGAUUGACGGCGUUCCUGGAGCGCUCCCGACCGAGCAAGGGGUGCCACCCCCGCCGCUGCAAGGCACGCCUGUGAUGAAGACGGCCCCGCAGCAGGGCGCCUACAUGGCGGCGCAGACGCCCCCGCAAGGCUCCCCCGUGACGCAUCCGGUGAUGCAAGGGGCAAACACGGUGGUGCCGAUUUCCCUGCGGGAGCCGGUCAUUACCGUGCCCCCGCAAGGCAGACCUGUGAUGGCACCUCUGCCUUUCCCUGCCGUUCCUCCAUCCUUCAUCCAUGAUGCCGGAUACAUGAUGGGGCAAUCACUGUUGCCGGCCGGCCCUCAACCCAUGGCGGGGCUGCAGCCUCCACCUGCCGGAUACAUGAUGGGGCACCCGCUGUUGCGUGCAAGCCCUUUACCGAUGACGGCGCUGCAUCUCCCACAGGCCGUACACAUGAUGGCACGGCCGCCUUUGCCCGCUGGCCCCCCUCCUCUCAAGCAUCACCGCCCUGACUACUUCGACAUGCCUUUUGGACCGCGGAUGACUGGUUGUGAGCAGGAAAUGGCUGGAUUUGAUGAAUCAAUGGGACUGCCUUAUGGGCCUUACAUAAACAAUGAGAUGCCUUCUAUUGGUUCUUAUGAACCAUAUCUUCCUUCAGACGCAUCAAACACCCUACAUGUUGAAGGUUUCCCGCCCAACUGUACUAGACGGGAACUUGCACAUAUAUUUCGCCCUUUUACUGGGUUCUGUGCAGUAAGGCUGGUCAACACAGGAUAUAAUAGUCGACAUGUAAUAGCUUAUGCUGACUUUGAAACUCCUGCCCAAGCCUUCUCUGCCAUGAAGUCUCUGCAAGGCUAUUUGUUUGACAUGCAUGACCGAUACUCAGUCAAAUUGGACCUCCAGUUCCUUCCUGGUCCGUCCAAGGCAUCAAGGUCAAGAUCAUAUUUCUCUGAAAUGCGUUGA
Messenger RNA from Triticum turgidum subsp. durum (durum wheat), 1059 nucleotides. Lineage: Eukaryota; Viridiplantae; Streptophyta; Magnoliopsida; Poales; Poaceae. The record is from the annotation of a GenBank genome assembly.